Molecule: messenger RNA, 4683 nt
Organism: Drosophila innubila
Lineage: Eukaryota; Metazoa; Arthropoda; Insecta; Diptera; Drosophilidae
Gene: Rif1
Product: telomere-associated protein RIF1
Exons: 4
Coding region: 150-4457 (1435 amino acids)
Biological process (GO): telomere maintenance
Cellular component (GO): nucleus
Source: RefSeq, a predicted model, not a curated record
AUCCCUAGUCACAGUGUUUCGCGCGCUUUUCAGAGCAAACUAAAUGCCACAGACGACAAACGCGUAAUUAUAAAAGAUUUGUGUGAGCUGUGUGGUUGGAAAUUAAUUGAAAGUAAUAUAAAGAAUAAAGUAAACAAAGGCCAAACGCAAUGGACAUCGAUGCAGAAGUAGGUCAGGCGUACCACACGGUGCAGUUGUCGACAAAAGAAAUGCUGAAAACCAAUCGACGUCAACAUUAUUGCAAUAUGAUAGAUCUGCUGACAAGCAGCUGCAAAACCUCUGGCCUAGUAAACACCUCAUUCACAAAUGAGGAACUGGUCCAAUUCUGGUUAGGCGACAUUUUGCCCCUGAUGUUUGACACGGAUCGCAGCAUACAGAACUGUGCCGUGGCCGCAUUGGCCGAGGCUCUGGUUGCACUUGACGUCGCCGUUAUACACGGCGCCAAGUGUUGGCCACAGAUACGCAGCGAGUUUGUCAACAAUUAUACGACAAAAAUCGGAGAGAUGCGGGAUGCAAAGAACAACAAUUGGCACAAGAUCUGGACCCUGCUGGUGCAGAUCAUGGACUGUGAACUGCUGCGUGGCUGCACAUACAUCAACAAAUUUCUGGCUGUAGUCGAACUGGGCUUUCGAAAUCCCGACAAUGGCGUGCGAUCCGAGGCAUUCCUCUGCUGGCGCGUCCUCAUCAAGAUCUUUGCUGCCUAUAAUGAGCUAGCGGCAGGCAAACGCUUGCGUCUGCUCCUUAUACCGUUGCGUACCUCACAGUCUCGCUCCUCGCAUGUGAGCAGCAUAAAGGUGCGUGUCUGGUGGUACCUGCUCACCUGCCUGGAUGCGGAGCUGCCCAAAUCCUUUGACAAUGCCGUCGAGUACUUUUUGAGCUUCCUGUUUGGCGGCGGUUCGCGUAGCACAGCCACAGGAUUAGCGCACAGCUAUCAAACAGCGCGGGAACUGGCGCUGCCUUGCCUGGUUGCACUCUGGAACAUGGAACCCAGCUCGGACUCACUGCAGCGCAUGCUCCGCGAACUACGCCUAGAGAUGCUCAGCCAGCCGUCGCCUUUGAUGAAUGUCGAGCUACUGCAGCAGCAUUGGCGUCCCAUGCUGGCUGCCGCUUUUGCCGGCAUCCAGUUACUUUGUGAGCAAGAGAACAGCUCGGAAAUGGAGCAGGAACAGCUGCAUCUGCUGCUGCGCAAUCUGACGCUGGCCAUGCUCCAGCUGCGCGUGUCGCCCUUCAUUGUAGCCUCCUGUGCGGAACUGGAGAAAACGCUGUCUACAGAUGGACGUGUUGUGCGCUCCUUCUUCAAUACGUACGCCGGAGCAGCUGCAUCGCAGGUGCAAUCGCAGCCACAACGUGUGGAUUCCCUCGAAGUGCUGGAAGCCUACCUGAAGCUAUGCCUUAAGGCACGCUCCGAGGUGCCACCAGCCAUCCUGCAGCGCUGCAUCACAAUCAUCUACGCUCCCGAGCAGCUGGAGGCGCACACUACAAGCGAAUUCCGUCUGGUUAGCAAAUUUGCGGAGCUGCUCAUGCAGACCAAUGAUGAGGAGGACUACGAAGCCUUUGGCGUCAAGUUGCACAUCUGGCGCCAGGUUUCGCUGACACUGCUCAACUAUCUGCGUGAGAAUGCCCUCGAAUAUCGUGUGGCCCAGAAUGCAACGCUCUUGGAUAACUGGAUCCUGUGGCCGGUGCAAAGUUGCGCCAGUUUCGCUGGUCGUCGUGCCAACAGCGCCUUCGAUGGCGCCUUCUGUGAUCAAUGGCGGCAACUCAUCAACGCUGGACACAAUGCUAAUGAGCGCAAGAAGUUUGUCACUGAACUGAAGUCGGCGCUGGCCGAUCUACUCAAGAAUAGCAGCAAAGAGGAGCCACUUUUUGCCGAGCUAUUCGAUGCCUAUGUGGGAGCUAUACUCAAGCUGGGCAUCUGCAAGGAUGCGCCACUCUAUAAGGAUGUCUUUGCACUGCUUCAGUCGGUCUUCGAUCGGACAACGUUGUCCCAACAGCUGCUGGAAGGUUGCCUGAAUACGCUACGCAAUCUGAUACUGGAGCUGCGCCAGAAUGAGCUAAUGGUCAUCUUUGAUGCACUGAAACCAACGUUGGUGGCAGCCCUGCAGUGCUGGAACAGGCGCAAGUGCGAGGGCAGCUUCCUCAUUGAAUGGAAGCGGGCGAUACAGGAGAAGUUCCGCAAGCUGGCCAUGAAGAGCAUGGCCAAUCAGCUUAAGGAUCUAUUCAAGGGCGACGAUCUGUUUGUUAUCAUACCCGCUGUGUGGAGCCUGAAUCCUGACAAGCUUACUGAUCGGCAAAAGGAACGCUUUGCCGAGAAGUCGGACAUACCGGCGCUGUACAAUGACAUGAGCCAGUCGCAGGAUUCCUCCAUCAAGCCCUGGACACCCAAGAAGGUGGUCAUUGCCAAGAGCAAGCAAUCCGAAUUGGCCAUCGCCGGCAAGGAGGACAAGGAAACGGAACACGAAACAGAUAAGCAACUGGACAAAGAUGCCGACAUUGUUAUCAUUGAUGAAUCACCGCCCCUUGAACCGGCCACGCCCACACGACGACGUCAAACCACAGAAACAAUCAGCACAGAGUCCAACAGUACGGAAAAGUACAAUUUCCGAAAACCACGCACGCAAAUCGAUGACGAGGCAACGAACAAGACAUCACCAGCUCCUGGCGAGGAAACACCCACUCGACAGACGCGCAAACGUGCCGCACAAAAGGAUAACAAAGGCGAGCAGGCGGAGAAACUCCGUUCACCCAAGAAACCAGCGGCAAAUCCGCAGGCAACAACUGCAGCAGCUGUCGGCAAGGUCAAGGAAGUGGCAAAACCCACCCCUGUGCAGAGCGAGGAUCUCUUUGCUGAAUUAUCAACCCCGUUAGCAGCAAGUGGACAGGUGCUGCCAGAGCAGGCCAAGAAAACGGCAAGUGUGCCGGAAACACAUCUGAGUGUCACACCUGAAUUGGUGGCCAGCACUCAGGUGGCGUCUGAGCUCAUCAGCGAUCCUCCCUUGCCCAUAGUAGAGACUUCGCCAAGAAAGAACACUCCGCGAUUAUGCAAUUUGAACUCUCCGCCGGAUCGCAAGCAGACAAACAACUCGACGAGUCCAACGCUGCGUCCAAAGCCAUCAGCACAUCUGACGGGACGUGGAGCGCAGUUGAUUAAUAUGAUACGCAACAAGAAACUGGAUGCUGGUUCAAGUUAUGCAUUCUCGGCAUCCGCGUCCUCAUCGGGUGCUUUGAGUCGCAGCCAAGGAACGCCGGCACGAGUCAUUGAUCGUUCCGAGCUGGUGUCGACGCCCACGUGUGAGCUAAACGAGCUGGCCAUGGAGCACACCUCGACACCCAUUCAACAGGCCAAGGAACUGUUGAUAUUCUCGAAACGAUUGCCCUCACCCUCGGCCAGUCCGUCGGCAUCCAUACUGAAGCGGAAGCUGCGCUGUGAGAGCGUCGAUGAUUUCGAGUCGCCGGCGAUGAAGAGGAAACGCGUCAGCUUCCAUGAUCCGCCCGUGUCCGUGACAAAGGAGUAUCUACGCGAUACGGACGAGACGCGCAGCAGCAAGCCAAAGCGUUGUCUGCUCCCGGACAAGGAAAAGGACAAGGAAAGAGUCGGACAGGGACAAGGAACAGGACAGACUUCAGAAGUUAGGUCAGCGCUAAAGCGACGUGGUCGACUGGACAGCAUCAUUGAGAUUGAGAAGUUUGCACACGAACAGACGGCCAGGAGUGCUGAUAAGUCAAUGGACAAGAGCAACACUGAUGCUGCCAUCGAGGAUGAGGCCUUUGACACGCUCAAAUGGAAUGACACCACCACCACGACGACAACAACAACACACAACAACAGCAGCAGCAGCCACGUACCGGAGAAGCAUCUGGCGGAUAGAGAUGUGGCAACAGCAUUGCCACCCCAGGAUCUGGCCAUAUUGGAUGCAGAUGCCUCAUUGGAUCUGGUUGCAGAGCAAUGCUCGCUGGAAUCCGUGCUGGAGCGCUACUUUGCCAAAUCGAAUAGCUCCAACCUAAAGAGUUCCCACAUUCUGGCCAAGUUCUUGUCAAAUCAAAUGAACAGCAAUGAUAAGGUGAAGACCAGUGUGCUGGAAACGCUCUCGGAGAAUCACUCCAAGGAGUUUCUGGAUCAUGCGGUGCGCGAGAAUCUCUCCUCGGUGGUAUGCGAUCGCCUUAAUCCCAACUCCGUGCUGGAGUACAUCUGCGCCAAGUCGAAGAUCAACAACAGCUGCCGGAGCAAUCUCCUGGCCCAAGUGCCAGCCAUGAUACGCCUAGAAGCGGAGCGUAUGAGUCUCCUCCAGCAGCUGCUACAGCAGUGCAGUCUCAACGAUGACCAGCUGCUCGAUCUCAUUGCCCAGCUGAUGCAUUUGCGCCAAUCUCGUGGAGAUCGCAGCAGCUGCAGCAUUGCCGGCAGCGCCAAUGACAAUGACAAUGUGGCCGAAACGGCCGCCGACUCAUCCUCCAAUCUGUGAGUCAAUCAAUUUACCUGAUGAAGGUAUUAAUUAAUUAUAUAUAUGUUCAAUUCAAUUAUCGUUGGCCAUGAUCAACUAUUGUUGAUCAAUUGAUCCCCCAAUUUUAUGCUCUAGUUUAAGUUUUAUAUUUUAAGAUUAUCACCUAUUUUUUAAAACCACCUUUGUGGCUUUUCUUGAUAUGAUUUACAAAAAAAUACAAAUACACGGAAUUAUAUUUAAACCAAAA